Cynoglossus semilaevis (tongue sole) is the source of this 2523-nucleotide messenger RNA. RefSeq names its product CCR4-NOT transcription complex subunit 2-like. Gene Ontology annotation, cellular component: CCR4-NOT core complex. Gene Ontology annotation, biological process: regulation of DNA-templated transcription. Bases 647 to 2257 code for a protein of 536 amino acids. Lineage: Eukaryota; Metazoa; Chordata; Actinopteri; Pleuronectiformes; Cynoglossidae. The transcript is spliced from 15 exons. The record is from RefSeq and is a predicted model, not a curated record.
CCGUGUUUGUUUCGGUCACUUUGGGGCCCAGUCAAAAAGAGCUACAGUGAAAAAGUGAUUUAAAACGCACCAGCGUGGCUCUUCUCCUUACUGUUGAUGGUGAAGGGAAGUGAUCAAGGCUAGCGCAGCAGGCCCCAAACGCUGGACAAAACAGAGUCGGAACUACCCUCUGUUUUCCACUUAAUUGCCCGUUGGCACCACUGCAAAUGAAGUCAGUUUAGGUACCGGUCAAUGCACGUCAAUUUCGCCUACUGCUGCCUACGUAGCGACUUAACCGUGUGGUCGGCAGCCGAGUAAGCUCCAUCGACAGCUAGCGUUAGCUCUCGCGCUAACAACCCAACGUAUCCCAACCAAAUUAGCUUUAGCUCAAGCGCUGUCUCUUAGCUGACAUUGGUUAGCUACUACACAAGCAGUUGCACGUAGCGGUUACGUAUUUACGACUAACCACUCAAACAAAGAGCAUGGGAAUUAUGUUAAAUGUGAUUAAAGUACCUUUCGCUGUAAUGUAAUGUCUUAAAAAUGUUAAUAAUUUAGCUUAGCUGUCUAUUUUAGCCUACGGAGCUACUAGCCUUAGCAUCUUGAGACUGCUGAACAGAAAGCGGGGGUUUGAAACAAAACAGCAGUUAUUACAAAGGUGACACGAGGCAUGUUUGGUGCUAACAGGAAGAAGUUCAUGGAGGGGGUGGUGGACAGUGACUUUGCUGAUGAUUCCAGCCUCUACUACAGCCAACAGUCCAUGUUCCCCCCGCACCGCUCAGACAAAGAUAUGUUGGUGUCUUCUUCUGCUACUUCAACGGGUCAGCUGUCACAGCUGGGAGCCAGCUUAUAUGGUCCGCAGAGUGCUUUGGGAUUUCCCAUGCGUGGUCUGAACAGCAGUGCAGCUCCUCAGUUAAGUCGAAGUGGGCUAAACCAGUCUGCCAGCCAGCUCUCCAGUCACACCAGUUCAGCUAACUCUGGCUCACUGCACACGCCCCCCUCACCCAGCAGGGGGAUUCUGCCAAUGAGCAACCGGGGAGUUCUUAACCACAGCCAGCAGGUCGGAGGUCCAACAGGUCAGUCGGGAGGAAUUGGAGGUGAGAGGGUUGGAGGAGGUGGCGUGAGGAGUGGCAGCAGCAUGGGGAGUCCCAGCCGGUCGUCGCCCAGCAUCAUUGGAAUGCCCAAACAACAACAGAGCCGGCAGCCGUUUACCAUUAACAGUAUGUCAGGUUUUGGUGUAAACAGGAAUCCUGGCUUCAACUUAAGUAACUCCUUAUCCAACAACAUCUUCAAUGGAACAGACGGCAGUGAAAAUGUGACAGGUCUGGACCUGUCAGAUUUCCCAGCGUUAGCAGAUAGGACUCGGAAGGAUGGCAGCUCAAAUCCCACCCCACUGCCCAACCCGCUGGCCGGCCGGGCUCCUUAUGUUGGAAUGGUGACCAAGCCGUCGAGUGAACAGUCGCAGGACUUCUCUAUUCAUAACGAAGAUUUCCCAGCGCUCCCAGGGCCAAACUACCAAACAAAAGACCCCACCAGCACUAGCGAAGACAGCAAAACGAAUCUGAAUUCAUCAGGAAAACCAACCUCAAACUCAGAUGGUCCAAAGUUCCCUGGGGACAAAAGUUCUGUGCCCAGCAACAACAACCAGCAGAAAAAAGGGAUCCAGGUGCUUCCUGAUGGCCGUGUGACCAACAUCCCUGUCGGCAUGGUCACUGACCAGUUUGGAAUGAUCGGCUUGCUGACAUUCAUUCGUGCCGCAGAGACGGACCCUGGUAUGGUCCACUUGGCGCUGGGCUCGGAUCUUACCACGCUGGGUCUCAACCUCAACUCACCAGAGAAUCUUUAUCCUAAGUUUGCGUCUCCGUGGGCGUCGGCACCGUGUCGACCACAAGAUAUUGACUUUCAUGUUCCGUCAGAGUAUUUAACCAACAUCCACAUAAGGGACAAGUUGGCAGCCAUCAAGUUGUCUCGGUACGGUGAGGACCUGCUGUUCUACCUCUACUACAUGAGUGGAGGAGAUUUACUACAACUGCUGGCUGCUGUCGAACUCUUCAACAGGGACUGGCGAUACCAUAAAGAAGAGCGGGUUUGGAUCACCAGGGCGCCGGGAAUGGAGCCUACGCUGAAGACCAACGCCUACGAGAGAGGGACCUACUACUUUUUCGACUGCCUCAACUGGAGGAAAGUGGCCAAGGAGUUUCAUUUGGAGUAUGACAAACUAGAAGAGCGCCCUCACGUUCCCUCCACCUUCAACUACAACCCUGCGCAGCAAGCAUUCUGAUUGGCUCUCCCUCCCUCCUUCCUACCUGCCAUUGGCUCUCCUGGCUCGCCCAUUAACGUCCUGCCUAGGUUUUUCUGUUCACACCUCCACAAACGCACACACACACCACCACCAACAAUCUGGCUUUUUGGCCUUUUGAAGGAGCUGACCAUGUCACUGAACAGACUUCAUUUUUAACUUUGUUGUUUACCUCAUUUGGCUUUUAUCUUCUUGUUUUUAAGAUCUUAUUUUUAUUUCCAGUCCUUGUUGUCGCCUCCAUGGGUUGG